Messenger RNA from Penaeus chinensis, 1001 nucleotides. Its product is annotated as U-scoloptoxin(19)-Tl1a-like. The transcript is spliced from 3 exons. The coding region runs from base 35 to 340 and encodes 101 amino acids. The record is from RefSeq and is a predicted model, not a curated record. NCBI's taxonomy places the organism in Eukaryota, Metazoa, Arthropoda, Malacostraca, Decapoda, Penaeidae.
UAUCAAUCUUUCAACAGCUGACGAGUCUGGCCCCAUGAGCAUCAACAAACGCAGUGGUGAUUAUGUUCAUCUCUACAAGCCAGAGGAACCGUGUUCUCGUGAAGGAGGUAUUUGUGGCUUAGCAUCCGCUUGCCCCGAAGGCUUCCUCCACCAGACGCCCGGCCUUUGCCCCGAACAGCAAGCUCAGGGGGUCGAGUGCUGUUAUAAAGUCCCCAGCAACGUGAGGGACUGCCGUGGGCGUGGCGGCGAGUGCGUUCCGGAAGCUCGGUGUGGAAAGGCACCUCGAGAGGAAGAGGGAGAGUGUGAUGCUGGGAACGUCUGCUGUAUCUUCCUCUUCUAGGGAAGUCUGUUGCGUUUUCCCCAAGACGGACGAGGAUGUGGGUAUAAGGGAACGUGAUCGAAUGUGGGUUCGUUAAGAUAUCGAGUCGGAUUCUGGGUUUAAAUGGAUUCUCUGUUGGUGUUUGGAAUGUUAAAUUGUCCAUGAGAGUUGAUUUUGUUUUGUUUCUGUUUGAAAUGUUAAAUCGUUCAUUGGGGAUAUUUGGAGGCUCUGUUGGUGUUUGAAAUGUUAAAUUGUUAACUUGGGUUCAUUAAGAUUUUGUCGGUGAUGAAUUGUCAAAUUGUUAAUUUGGAUUUUGUCGGUGAUAAAAUGUUAAAUUCUUGUUAUAGGGGUGAUUUACAUUUCGUGAAAUAUUAAGUUGUGAAAUCUUUACUUUGCUGUUAUUAUAAUGUUUUUGUUGUUGUUUCUAUUAUAAUAUGAUUGUUCAUCUAAGAAGUAAUAACAGGCAUAUGUUAAAUGUGACUUUGAAAAUGCUUUUUUGAGAUAUAUGUAUGAAUAAGUACUUCUUGGAAGGGAAAUUUCCGGGACUUUUUCUAUUAAAAAAUACAGGAUAUAUGAUAGAAAAAAAUCCUUGAUAUUCUUAAACAAAAAUCCCAAAUCUCGCAUCGGAAUCCUUGCAAAUUCCUUCUUUGAAAAGACAUGCAAAUAUAAACAUAAAGCAUUA